AGAAGGACUCCGUGUUCUCCCGGCGGUGGGCUGGGCCCGAGGCCCGCGGACGGCCUGCGGUGGGGCCCUGGGUUCGAGGUCGCCCGCCGCUGACCAGCUCUGUCCGGGCCUCUCGGGCCUCAGUUUCCCUCCCGCGUGGAUCCAGGGGCGGCUUCGCGGACCGCCCGGUGCCCUAGGAACCACAAAGUCAAAGGGCUAAGCCGAGUGGUUGGACAAGAGGCCCUCGCCCUCUUGCUGUGAAUCUGCUGUUCUUAUGGGAGCCAUGAAGCUGAACGAGAGGAGUGUGGCCCACUAUGCACUAAGCGACUCCCCGGCCGACCAUACGGGCUUUCUGCGCACUUGGGGCGGGCCAGGGGCUCCACCGACCCCCAGUGGCACUGGCCGAAGGUGCUGGUUUGUCCUCAAAGGCAACCUGCUCUUCUCCUUUGAGAGUCGUGAGAGCCGGGCCCCGCUGAGCCUGGUGGUGCUGGAGGGCUGCACAGUGGAGCUGGCCGAGGCUCCCGUGUCUGAGGAGUUCGCCUUCGCCAUCCGCUUCGACGCCCCUGGUGUGCGCCCACACCUGCUCGCGGCCGAUGGGCCCGCGGCGCAGGAGGCCUGGGUGAAGGCCCUGUCCAGGGCGAGCUUUGGCUACAUGCGCCUGGUGGUGCGCGAGUUGGAGAGCCAACUGCGUGAUGCCCGCCACAGCCUGGCCUUGCAGCGCCACUCAUCCUGGAAGGCCACUGGUGGCCACUGUAAGCCCCAGGCUCCUGACCGCCGGUCUCCGGGCCUGGAAAACGGUCACUCCCCCUCCAAGGAUUGCAGCCCCAUGGACUUGGUUGAAGAAAGGUGCAGCAGGCCAGCAGGGCGGGGCUUGGCCGAGUGGCAGGGCCCUGCCAGCCACUUCCUGGGCAGGAGGCAGAGCCCCUCAUGCCCUGAGACCUCCUACUUCUCUACCCUGCACAACUGGUAUGGCGAGGAGAUCAUGGAGCUGAGGCAGAGGUGGCUGCAGAGGGUCUGGGGGAGCCAGCCAGAACGUGAGAAGCAGGAUGGGCCCUGAGCCUCAGCCUUUCGGGUUCUGCCCUUAUCUUGCUGGUCAGGACUCCAGGGCCAGUGCUUUUUCAGGAAUUACAGGUUUAUUCGGUUUAAAGUUGCUUUUUUUGAGAGGGUUCUUUCCUUCCUGCUUUUUAGACCUUCUCCAGGUUCCAGAUCCACCCCCGUGCCUGGAGGGGACUGAGGAAUCAUUCCUUCCAGCCCCUUUAUUUCCGGAGGCCCAGAGAGGAGAGGGGGCUUGCUUAGCAGCCCCAGAGCCAGACCCAAGUCUCCCACCGCUGUGCUGGACUGCCCCUCGCUCAGGGGAUACUAAGGAACGGGAGGAAGUGGGGACUAUUACGUGGCCACAGACUGCCGUGCGUUUUUACCUACACACCAGACUACAAGCACAACUUCCUACACCGGGAGUCUUGUGUACAUUUAAAUACCAGUUGGCUGAAGUGUUGGCUCGAGGGACUGACAUCAUCCGAGAAAGUAGAUUUAUUGUCCCGGGGGUUUCUGGGGCCCAGCUCUUCCUGAGUGGUGGGGCAUAGGACCCCACUCUGCAGUUUGGGUGGGGCCCUUGGAGGGAGAGGGCCUUCAGCCAGCAGAGGGAUUGAUUCUGCUCAGAAAGUGUUGGGGCCUCCAGCUUCUCUCCUUCGCUGCCCUGUCUAUAGAUGGUGCUGGUCAUUGCCCCAGGAGGGGCUGGUGGCAGAAAUCCUUCCUGUAUUCUGUCCUUAGAAGCUAGCUCCUGGAGCUGCCACUUGGGAAGCUAAAGGAGUUGGAAGGCAAUGGGGCUCUUUGGGGAAGCCAGGUUGUUAUUUUGGUUCUCAGUCACGGUCAUUCUAGGAGCUUGGACACGGGAUUCCCAGCACCGUGUGAUAAACUCUUCUCUCCUAACUGUACUCCCAACGAGCCGUUCCUGAUCCUGAACCUGGCCUGGGAACUCAUUCACUGUCCUGCUUGUCAGCCAGUGCUUAUCUGCCAAGACCCUCUCAUUGCUACUCUCAGCAGCAGUGGUGCCAAGUGUUUUCUUUAUUGAUCGUUUAGGGAGGCAAAGUGGCUGGAUGGAGAGAGCCAGCAGCCAGACUAGCCUGAGCCCUGGGGGUGUGGCAGCAGCGGCUGGAUGGAAGAUGCAGAGUCUGGUCCAGACAUCCCCCCUCUGCCUGCACAAAAUCUGCCCCUUCUUAGCCUCUCCAGCCCUUAUUAGGACCUUGGGUACACUGCCCAGGGCCCCACUAGGUCUAGAAGCUUCGACUCAGCCUCCUAAGUCCAGGACGCCGAGAGGCCACCAGGGUCCGGCGCCCAUUCCGGCGGGCUUGUUUCCCAGCCCCAUGCACGAGCCCACAGCCCACUGCGCCUUGUUUUAUACACAGAUACUACAGGCUUUUGUUAUCGUUUUUUUACGGUUACAAUGUUUUUUUUAUAUGAUUAAAACACUAAGUUUUUAUUACUCA
Messenger RNA from Leptonychotes weddellii (Weddell seal), 2465 nucleotides. RefSeq names its product PH domain containing endocytic trafficking adaptor 2 (gene PHETA2). Lineage: Eukaryota; Metazoa; Chordata; Mammalia; Carnivora; Phocidae. Gene Ontology annotation, biological process: receptor recycling; retrograde transport, endosome to Golgi; endosome organization. The record is from RefSeq and is a predicted model, not a curated record. Gene Ontology annotation, cellular component: recycling endosome; trans-Golgi network; early endosome.